CACGACGACAGCUUUCGGCGCAACUCCCACCCAAAGCAACCGCAAUCAUGUCUCACGAAAGCGUCUGGAACUCGCGCCCGCGAACCUACGGCAAGGGCUCUCGCAGCUGCCGCGUCUGCAAGCACAAGGCCGGUCUGAUCCGAAAGUACGACCUCAACCUGUGCCGUCAGUGCUUCCGCGAGAAGUCCAAGGACAUUGGCUUCAACAAGGUGAGCACAACAAGAACCAUACCCGUCCAUGGACCGCACGCACCGAGCACGUCGACUACAUCCCCGCGAGACAAACCGACCAACCCCACGAGUGCAUUGGACUUUGGCCUCUCAUCUUCAAGACGAGAGCAGCCGGACUGACCUGCGUCCGUCUCCUUCAUAGUACCGAUAAGCGCAUCUCGAUUCCGAGUGGGAACGAAAAACGGUUUGGGGAAGGGGUGGGUGGAAGCGAAAGCAUUCACAAUGGGUGGAGGAUGAUGCAUGCUUGACGGCACAGCAGUCAUGAUGGCCUCGCGAACAUCUCUCAGAGAGCGGCGGCCGCUUGGAACCGGAGUUUAUGGCUUGCUUGGUUUUCGAGGAAGAUCGUGCGUCUGACGAACGUCCUCCGAGGAUAGACGAAUACCAAUUAUAUUGGACCUA
Messenger RNA from Purpureocillium takamizusanense, 629 nucleotides. RefSeq names its product 40S ribosomal protein S29 (gene RPS29). Gene Ontology annotation, molecular function: structural constituent of ribosome; RNA binding; zinc ion binding. Gene Ontology annotation, cellular component: ribosome; cytosolic small ribosomal subunit. The record is from RefSeq and is a predicted model, not a curated record. The coding region runs from base 48 to 350 and encodes 100 amino acids. Gene Ontology annotation, biological process: translation. The transcript has 2 exons. NCBI's taxonomy places the organism in Eukaryota, Fungi, Ascomycota, Sordariomycetes, Hypocreales, Ophiocordycipitaceae.